UCCUGUCCUAAAUGUCGGUAGGCGAUAUAUUGACAGAGACUGGAGUUCACACCAGCUGUGCUGUCAGAGUGCUUCCACUUCUGAGUGUUUAUCGUCAUCCCUCUGACACAGCCUGCAGAGAAGCCUGCAGGUCGCUUUAGUGUUGGGGGCAUGGAACCUCUGCAGAAGGAGGCGAAGGAUAAUCCGUCGGCUUCAGCUAAUCUUCUCUCCAAGAUUUUCUUCUGUUGGCUGAAUCCCUUGUUCAGAAUUGGGUACAAGAGAAAGCUGGAAGAAGAUGACAUGUACAAAGUUCUCCCAGAGUAUGCAUCUGAUAGACUUGGAGAGGAACUACAGUGUCACUGGAAUCAAGAAGUUCAGAAGGCUGCCAAAGAGUUGCGGCCACCCAGACUCUCCACAGCUCUCAUUCAGUGUUAUUGGAAGUCAUACUCACUCAUUGGGAUAUACAUCUUUGUAGAGGAAGUUAUCAAAGUCAUUCAGCCAGUGCUGCUUGGGAAGCUGAUUGAGUACUUUGAGAGAUAUGACCCAACUCAUCCAGCUUCAGUCGAUGAGGUUUACGUCUAUGCUGCAGGCAUCUCGCUGUCCACCAUCACCCUGGCUCUCCUUCAUCAUCUGUAUUUUUAUCAAGUCCAGUUAGCAGGCAUGAAGAUUCGUGUGGCCAUGUGCCAUAUGAUCUAUCGGAAGGCUCUUUGUCUUAAUAGCUCAGCGCUGGCCAAAACCACCACAGGACAGAUUGUCAACCUCUUAUCCAAUGAUGUCAACAAAUUUGACGAGGUUACCUUAUACCUGCACUUUUUGUGGCUUAGUCCUCUUCAAGCAAUAUCUGUGUUAUUAUUGUUGCUGUAUGCGAUUGGCCCAUCGUGUCUCGCGGGAAUGGCUGUCCUCUUCAUUCUGUUGCCAAUACAGACCAUGUUUGGUCGUUUGUUCUCGCGUCUCAGGGCUGAAACAGCUGCGCUAACAGACGAACGAAUCCGCACAAUGAAUGAAGUUAUCUCUGGGAUUAGAGUUAUAAAGAUGUACGGGUGGGAGAAGCCUUUUGGUACGCUGGUGGAUGAGGUCAGAAGAAUGGAAAUCUGCAAGAUCAUGCAAAGCUCCUACCUUCGUGGCCUGAACAUGGCCUCUUUCUUUGUGGCCAGCAAGAUGGUCAUCUUCUUCACCGUCUGCGUUUACGUGCUGACAGGAAACAAGCUGUCUGCUAGCAGAGUUUUUAUGGCUGUUUCCCUCUAUGGAGCAGUCAGACUCACCAUCACGCUCUUUUUUCCCUUUGCCAUAGAGAAAGUCUCUGAGUCUCUCAUCAGCAUCCAAAGGAUUAAAACAUUUCUGUUGCUGGAAGAAGUUGCUCCUCAACAUCUGGGACUUCCUGUGGCAGAGAAGAAGGACUGCAUGGUGAAAAUUCCGGAUUUAGUAUGCUACUGGGAUAAGAAUCUUGAAGCUCCAUCUUUACAGAAUGUGUGUUUCACAGUGAGACCUGAGCAGCUCCUGGCAGUUAUUGGACCUGUUGGAGCUGGAAAGUCCUCACUCCUGAGUGCCAUACUGGGAGAGCUGAGUCAGGAAAGUGGUGUGAUCAAAGUCAAAGGAGAGCUGACAUACACUUCUCAGCAACCCUGGAUUUUACCCGGCACAAUUCGGAGCAACAUCCUUUUUGGCAAGGAGCUCAACCUCAAGAAGUAUGACAGAGUUCUGAGAGCCUGCGCUCUCAAGAGAGACAUGGACAUGUUGCCUGGUGGUGAUUUGGCAAUGGUUGGAGACAGAGGGGCCAAUCUCAGUGGGGGACAAAAAGCUAGGGUCAGCUUGGCAAGAGCAGUUUAUCAGGAUGCAGACAUCUACCUGCUAGAUGACCCUCUCAGUGCUGUGGAUGCUGAAGUGGGGCGGCAUCUCUUUGAAGAGUGCAUUUGUGGACUUUUAAGGAAGAAGCCUCGUAUUCUGGUCACUCAUCAACUGCAGUAUCUGAAGGCUGCAGAUCAGAUUGUUGUCUUAAAGGAGGGCCAGAUGGUGGCACAGGGGACCUACAGUGAGCUGCAAGGCUCUGGACUAGAUUUCACCUCCCUGCUUAAGGAGGAACAAGAGGAGAGACAAGACACAACAACUCAACCUGGGACUGUCUCCUGCUUCCCUGCACUCUCUGACAACUCUUCUAUGUCUUCUCUGUCCUCUUCUCGGUAUUCUUUGAUUGAGGGAGCAGAGCCUCUUGCAGUGGUAGUGCAACCAGAGGAGGAAAGCCGCUUAGAAGGAAACGUUGGCCUGCAUAUAUAUGUGAAAUAUUUCUUGGCAGGUGCUAACUUCCUGGUCCUUUUGGUCCUCUUUGUACUCAAUGCCCUAGCUCAUAUUACAUUUGUCCUGCAGGAUUGGUGGCUUGCACGCUGGGCCUCUGAACAGAAGCACAUUAGUGUGACAGAGCACCUCAAUGGCAGCUACCCCCAGCAGCUGGACCUUGACCUGUACCUAGGUGUUUACGCAGGUUUAACAGCGACCUCAGUUUUGUUUGGCUUUUUUCGCACUUUAGUUUUCUUUAAUGUCCUUGUGAAAUCAGCCCAAACCCUUCACAACAACAUGUUUAACGCCAUCCUCCGGACCUCAGUCCAGUUUUUUGACAUCAACCCAAUUGGAAGAAUCCUCAACAGAUUUUCAAAGGACAUUGGCUACCUGGACUCUCUGCUUCCAUGGACGUUUGUGGACUUCACCCAGGUAUUUCUCCAAGUCAUCGGAGUGAUUGCGGUAGCUGGUGUCAUCAUUCCCUGGAUUCUUAUUCCUGUUGUUCCACUUCUUAUUGUCUUCCUGUUUCUACGACACUACUUCCUGCAGACCUCCAGGGACAUCAAGCGCCUAGAAUCUACAACUCGGAGUCCUGUCUUCUCCCAUCUCUCUUCCUCCCUCCAAGGCCUGAGCACCAUCCGUGCCUUCAGGGUUCAGCAGAGGUUUCAGCAAAUGUUUGAUGAAUAUCAAGAUCUUCACUCAGAAGCCUGGUUCUUAUUCCUGACUACCUCUCGCUGGUUUGCUGUGAGACUGGAUGGAAUUUGUUCUGUUUUCGUCACCAUUACCACUUUUGGUUGCCUCUACCUCAGGGAUGGACUGGAACCAGGUGCUGUGGGUCUGGCUCUGUCUUAUGCUGUUACACUAACAGGCAUGUUCCAGUGGGGCGUCAGACAGAGCGCAGAGAUUGAAAACAUGAUGACAUCAGUGGAGAGAGUGGUUGAAUAUGCAGAGCUGGAGAGUGAAGCACCUUGGGAGACAGACAAGAAGCCCCCGGACAACUGGCCCCAGACGGGCUCCAUCAUCUUUGACAGAGUCAACUUCUCUUAUAGUGCAAACGAUCCUUUGGUCCUAAAGAGUCUGAGUGUUGUCUUCACAUCCAGAGAAAAGGUCGGCAUUGUUGGACGCACUGGUGCUGGUAAAAGCUCCCUGAUCUCUGCUUUGUUCCGGCUGGCAGAACCUGAGGGGAGAAUAACGAUUGAUGGCUUUCUGACUUCUGAGAUUGGUCUGCACACACUGCGCCAGAAAAUGUCAAUCAUCCCACAGGACCCAGUUAUCUUCACGGGCACCAUGAGGAAAAAUCUGGACCCUUUCAGGCAGCACACAGAUGAGGACCUGUGGAAUGCACUCCAAGAGGUGCAGAUGAAGGCUGUGGUGGAAGACCUUCCCAAUAAGCUGGAAACCGUGCUGACUGAAUCAGGCUCUAACUUCAGCGUGGGCCAGAGGCAGCUGGUGUGUCUGGCCAGGGCCAUCCUACGGAAAAACCGUAUUCUCGUUAUCGAUGAAGCCACAGCCAAUGUAGACCCGAGAACUGACAGCCUCAUCCAGCAGACUAUCCGGGACAAGUUUCAGGCAUGCACAGUCCUCACCAUUGCUCACAGGCUCAACACUAUCAUUGACUGUGACAGAAUACUGGUUCUUGAUGCUGGUAGGAUCCAAGAGUAUGACGAGCCUUAUAUGCUGCUUCAGAACCAAGAUGGGCUCUUCUUCCAGAUGGUCCAACAGACAGGCAGAGCUGAGGCUGCGUCACUGCUGCAAACAGCCAAACAGGUUUAUACGGACAAAAAGCGAGUGACUGACACGCGCUGUGCUGAGGACGUCUGUGUCAUCUUUGAGACGUCCCUUUGACGGUUUGGAGAUUCACCGCGGUCUUCUCAUGUUAGCCAUCAAUGGCCAAAUCUUCUACCAGAUACACUUAAAUCCCUUGAUGUCCACUAAAACAUCUUCAGACUUCCAGAAGGCAUCGUAGGUGUAGUAUGUGUUGCGUUUGAUUGACAAAGAUGCGUGGCCUGGAACUGAGAAGACUCAAGUAUCUGAAGCAGGCUGUGUCUUUCAUUGACUGCAUAUUACUGCUUGCUUGUUAAUUGAUUACACACUCCUGUGUUUAUGUAUGUGUUCUGGCCUUCUGGGUAUCUUCAAUUCUGCACUGGUGCUCAAAAGAGUUUUAAAAAAGAGUUCAGAUAUUGGAUGCAUUUAUUCCAGUGCAAUAAAUUAUUGGUGGCUUGAAUUAUUCUUUUAAAGCAAACAUUGUUUUGUUGGUCUGAAGGCUUGUCAUGAUUUGGAAAGACAAGUAGACCCUGAGAGGAGACACCAGUGUGUGUUUGCAGUAAUUAUUGUGCCUUCAUCAGACUAUUGAUUCUUAGUAAUUGCACUGUUUUAAUUGAAUGAUUUUCCUGCACUUUGACUGUAGUGGUUUUACAGGAUGUCUACCUCAGCUCUUGUCAGCAAAUAACUGUAAUGUUUGGCAACAAUAUCUAAUACCAGGGGAUGUGGGACAGAUCUUUAAUGCCUCUGAAGAGUUUUCUCCAGUGCACUAUUAACUUUCUGUCUUUACACUUUUGUUAAUUGUACUGCUGUUGUUUUAAAGAAUGUAGAACUUUCCUUUAUUAUUGAUGUUUAGCAGUUUUAACACAGUCUUAUUGAUAGAAGUAUUUGUCUGAGUUUAUCAUAAAUAAUAAAAAAACAU
Melanotaenia boesemani (Boeseman's rainbowfish) is the source of this 4933-nucleotide messenger RNA. RefSeq names its product ATP-binding cassette sub-family C member 4-like. Gene Ontology annotation, molecular function: ABC-type transporter activity; ATP hydrolysis activity; ATP binding. Gene Ontology annotation, cellular component: plasma membrane. The transcript is spliced from 31 exons. The record is from RefSeq and is a predicted model, not a curated record. NCBI's taxonomy places the organism in Eukaryota, Metazoa, Chordata, Actinopteri, Atheriniformes, Melanotaeniidae. Gene Ontology annotation, biological process: transmembrane transport. Bases 151 to 4095 code for a protein of 1314 amino acids.